ACAAUAAAGUUCCGACACAAAAAAAGGAGAAAUAACUUGUCGCCGGAUGAUGACGUCACUGUAGGACUUCAUGAACGCCAUGGCAGCUCAUGCUAGCGAGCUUGAGAUUGCAAAGAAGAACUUGACUGACGCGAUUGGCGAUAAUGUCAAGCAUUACUGGGCAAACCUGAAGCUGUGGUUCAAACAGAAGAUCAGCAAGGAGGAGUUUGACAUUGAGGCUCGUCGCCUGUUGGCACAGGAGAAUGUCCACGUUCACAAUGAUUUCCUCCUGGCCAUUCUCACACGCUGCCAGAUCAUCGUCUCCACACCAGAGGGCGCUGGGCCAUUACAGUGGCAAGCUGGUUCUGCAUCAAAGCCUGGCAAACCAAAGGGGAAGAAGAAAUGUUCCUCCAGACAGAAAUUUGAUCAUCGUUUCCAGCCCCAGAACCCUCUGAGCGCUGCCCAACCUUUCAGCCCGCGGGAGGUGGGAGGUGAGGAGGAGGAGCUGCGUCUCAGCGCCCACACUCUGCUGCUGCCCACACGGGGCCAGCUGGAGGCCCGCAUGAUGGUGACGGCCUUUGAGCUGGGCCUGGAUAACAUCACAGACGAUGCCGUCAGCAGCAUGAUCUAUGCUGUUGAGCACCACUUAAAAGACGUCCUGACUGCUGUAAUCACCCGGAGGAAGGCGUAUCGUUUACGAGAUGGUCACUUCCCGUAUGCCUUUGGCAGUGAUGUCACACCGCAGCCUUAUCUGAAGAACAGCCUCGCUGCUUAUCACAGUGUUACAGAAUGUCCCCCUCCAAGUGCUUCCCUCCCUGCUGGCCCAGCACCUCAGGUGUCGCCUGAUGAAGCAGAACAACAAGCUGUUCACUUAUUGGCCUGUUCUGCUGACAUGCUCCCCGCACCCCUCCCUCCGAUCAGCAUAUUUGAUCUCCUGGAGGCUUUACAGGUUCACCGCGGUGUAAUGCCCUCCCACACGAUGUAUGCCCUGAACAUGGAGCGCAUCCUGUCCCGGCUCUGGCACCCCAGCCAUGAAGAACUAGAGCAGGACCACGUACACCGGCAGCGCCUCUCUGCAAAAGACGGCGUGCUCGUCAGCUGAGACCCACUGACACAGGACCGAAUAUAAACAGUGGAAACCAUCAGGAACUAAAUGCAAAAAUAAACCCCGCAUGGAAUUGGAUGGGGAACAAUGUGUCCAGUGUGUGAGUGGAGCGGGAUGAAACUAAGCAGUUGGACAGUGGACACAGAGUGGGCAGUGCACUCCAGCCACCAGCCAAUAGCUGGCAAAUUAGCACUGUAGCUGUUUUAUUGGCGUCUGUUCCAUCAACCACUUUGGCAGUCAACACACAAUAAUUUGGAACUUCUGUUAUCAAGUGAGAAUCUGAUUUGGUGGUAAAAUAUUGAAAGUUUUGGGGAUAUAUCAGCAGCUCGUGAGCUCUGGACAGGAAAAUAAUGCACUGUGUUAAUGUUUAAGCGUAUCAUGUUUGUGGGUAAGGCGCUUGUUCAGGUUGUCGAGUAUCGGAAAAAACAUGCUAAGUAUACAGAUGUCGGUAUCUGAUCCUGUAGCAGUGUGUACAUGACCAGGUCACAGCAUAUUUAAACAGUCUUUAAAGGCGCUGCACGUUACACACAGGUGUUUUCAUUUAAUCUGAUUAGGCCUCGUCUCAGGUGAAAGUUCAGCGUCGAUGGAAAUGUCCCGCCUUUUACAGGUGCAGCAGAAAUGUCAAUCAGUAACUCUGGUCUAAUCAGGCUGUAAGUGAAGACACCUGUGUGGCUUUACCGCGGCUGUGCAGGCUCUUUAAAAUCUGCCCCACAGCUGCCUCGUGUGUCACCAAACCCCUCAUAAAUACAUCUCAACAUUCUCUCCAUAGUGUUCCAGUCUGCUUUAAAGCCAGUGAGUACCCGUCAGUGUUGGUGGUCCACAAUGUGUGUACAAAUGAAGCUGAAUUUUUAAUGUCCCGGUGCACUUGAAUAUCUGUUUGCCAUGUAUGUGUGCAGCAUCUGAUUCAGGUUGAAAUAUGUAUAGAUUUAUACCUUUUUGUUUUUUCUACACAAAACAUGUUUGUAAUUUAUAUCACAGACAGUAGUUGAGAGAAUAAAUAACUUGUUUUUGUACAUGCUGUUCACUAGCCUGCAGGUUGGGAAUAACUCUUCAAGGUUAUAUACUACCAGAAAAUAGGGUAAAAUAUUGAAGUAAUGUCACCAUGAUGCUUCCCCAGUAAAUGACUUGGAUCAAGAGAGGUUUUUUUUUUGUAUGACAGCUUUUCUGAAAUGUGAUGUCUUGAUGUGAAAAUGAGGCAUUGUCUUGUUUAA
This is a messenger RNA of Acanthopagrus latus (yellowfin seabream), 2295 nucleotides long. RefSeq names its product transcriptional adaptor 1 (gene tada1). The transcript has 8 exons. Lineage: Eukaryota; Metazoa; Chordata; Actinopteri; Spariformes; Sparidae. The coding region runs from base 71 to 1081 and encodes 336 amino acids. Gene Ontology annotation, biological process: regulation of transcription by RNA polymerase II. Gene Ontology annotation, molecular function: transcription coactivator activity. The record is from RefSeq and is a predicted model, not a curated record. Gene Ontology annotation, cellular component: SAGA complex.